Messenger RNA from Zerene cesonia (dogface butterfly), 4043 nucleotides. RefSeq lists its product as uncharacterized. Lineage: Eukaryota; Metazoa; Arthropoda; Insecta; Lepidoptera; Pieridae. The transcript is spliced from 3 exons. The record is from RefSeq and is a predicted model, not a curated record. Bases 118 to 3897 code for a protein of 1259 amino acids.
GGGGAGGCUGUAUGCUGUGAGCCUUUGCCUCAGUUGUGAAGAAAGCGCGCGCGAUCGCGCCAGUGUAGUGCCAGUUAUUUUUUUUAAUCCUCAGCCCCGAAGUGCGUUUUGGAUACAAUGAGGCUUAUAUUUUGGGUUACAGCCUUGGCUGUGCUCACCAUAUCACAAGCAAAGAACACGACAACGAAAUUGAAGCCGAAGAGACAACUAGACAAUAUUCGAACGCCACAAAACCUACAGUACUCUCUGGUUCUACCCCAUUCAAGAGUGGCCCAUUUCAGAGCUCUCUCUAGCAGCAGCCGAAGAGUAUCCAAUGUCUCGCCGAAAGGAGGAAAAUUACCACCGUAUGCAGUACAAAUGGAACCAGUUGUUCAGUACUCCCAAAAAGAUCCGUUAUAUGACCCUAAACAAGAUAACUACGAAGAUACUGGCGUAAAUAAAAACCAAAUUGCACAAUCGAAGAUUUUAAAUGUCAAUGACCAGAGUGCUGAAGGUUCAUAUGGACUACCUUAUGGUAGCCUUCCAACUGCUCCUCUGUAUAGUGAUGAACAUCAACACUAUUACGAGGCUCCGGAACCAAUUAUUGAAAUCAUUAUCAAGGAAUCCAAUGAAUCAUUACCCGCUCCACCACCUCAACCUAUUCAAAAGAAGAAAAAAGAACCCGUUCAAGUGUUCUAUGUUAAAUACAGCAAGGACCCACAUUCUAAAGACAAAGUGAUUUAUGAAAAACCUGUCCCAGCCAUUACACCUCCUUCAAAUGACGAAGAUGAUCAUCAUGAACAAUAUGUUACAGUAACACCUGAGCCAUAUUAUGUCCCUGCUCAAACAACUACCCUCAGAGCGAUUAUUAAACCUGAAUCGGAAAUAUACCACACCGAUAGUAACGUCAAGGUAACUUUUGGAAACGAAGGUCGUCAUUAUGGCAAUAGGCGUGAAGAAAGCCCUUCAGAAAAUCAUGAAGAAACCGCACCAAGGCCAGUCAUCGCUUUACCUAAUUCGCAACCAACUCAAAUACCUCAUGAAAGAUCCGUGUCUCCAAAUUCGCAUUAUCAGGAUCAAAGGCAAAUAGCGUCUGCUCAACAUAAUUAUCAAGCAGGACAUAAUACUCAGAGCCGCAUCCAAUUCCAACAACCGUAUUUAAGUCAAGAACCGCAAUUGCCAAGACAAAGACCACCAUUAGUACAAUUCAAACAAGAAUCACAAAUACACCGGCAAAGUCAGCCUUCCUUCGGAUCUUCCCCACCAAACCGCCCGCCUUCAUUUUCAGGCCUAUCGGCACCAGCUGGUCAUUUUUCGGGCUCCGGACCUUCAAUUCCUGGGCCAAUAGGUCCUCUUCUUCCAACGAUAUCAAGACCUAGCAAUCCUCCAGCAUUCCAACCUAGGCCCAACAAUGCCCCACCUUUUCCACAACGGCAACAUUAUAAUAACCCUUCCAGAACAAAUUUCCGACCUGGACCGCAGAGACCAUUCCAUCCACAGCCUCCAGCAUAUUUCGACGAAGCUAAAUAUCUUCAAGAAAACUAUCACACGAUAACAACAGAUCAAGUAGAAGCUCAAAAAACACAACCACCAAAACAAUCACAGACUUUCAAUAUAGGAUCUAAGCCGGUCAAUUCCAAUCCAAUAAUUUUUAACGAUCGUCCUCAACAACUCAUCCCAUACAAUCAGCAAUUACCACAACAACGCCCACCUCAACAUUUUGAUACUUCAAGUAAACCAGGCUUUGCCGCUACUCCUACUAGAUCUCCAUUCUUCAACUUAAAGCCCGCUCCACCACAAAUUGAAAGCCAUCGUCCACCGUUCCAACGUCAACCUCAACAACAUUUUAGUUUCCACCAAGGACCUCAAACAUUAAGACCAUCUCCGCCAGGACCUUCUAUUGACAAUCAAAACACAUUUUCAAGUCAUAACGCCAUUUCACCUUCCCCAUCAUCGAUACCUCAAACUCAAUUCCUACCCCAACCAUCAUCCCCGCCUCUAUUUAGUUUCCAUCCUCAACCAUCUCCAAACCCCCAACAAUCUAGCUUUUCGGAUAGGCCACAAGGAUUACAAACUAUCCAUGAUCAAAACGUUGCCCAAUUUGUUCCGAAAGAUGGCGAGUUAGUGCCAGCUAUAUCUAAAUAUGAACAGCAUAUAACUGUUAAUGAUCCCACUGCACAACCUAACUACAGUGGGUUUGUAGGAAUUAAUCAACCAUCACCGACGUCAAAUUAUCCUCAACAACAAUACUCUCAGCAGCAUGUGCAACAGCAAGUACAAGUACAACAACAAAGCCAUGUACAACAAGAGCAACAUGACGAACAACAAUAUCAGCAACAAAAGCAACAGCAAGAGCUGCGUCAACAACAUGAGCAUCAAAGGCAACAACUUCAGCAUCAACAUCAACAAGAACAGCAGCAGCAACAGCAACAAGAACAAAACCAACAACAGUACUUAAAUGCUGAGCAAGAAGAAGUGCGACAACAAUUGGCUCAAAAUGUGCGUAAGCAACAAGAGGAGAUCCAACGCCUUCAGAAUCAAUUAGUAUUCCAACAACACCAUCUGCAACAACAGCAGCAACAACAAAGAAAUCAAUAUGAAAAUAACUAUAAUCAAUAUUCUCAACUGCAACCCAGUUCCCCAUCCCCUCAAUAUGUUCAAGAAAGAUCACGUCCUCAGCCAUCAUAUGUUUCAAGUACAUCUUCACCACCUUAUUAUCAAUCGACUGCUAGAACUGUAGAAAUUAAACCAACUACACAAAAGUAUGGCUCAACAACAGUUAACAGUAUUAGUCAAGCACCUGAAACAAAGAAAGAAGACAAGAAGAAGCCAGCUAUAGAACUCCCUGAUGAAGUUCCCGAUGAUCUACGUCAACAACUGAUAUCAUCCGGCAUUUUAGAUAAUGCCGAUAUCAGUGUUCUUGAUUAUGACAAAGUCGGUGAAACACCCUUAGAGUCUCUGCCACCAGAUCAAUUAGCUAACUUCUUUAGUGCCGGUGGUGGUCAACAACUUGCGGGCAGUGAACAUAGACCAAUAAUUGUAGCGCCAAAUGGAGAUAAAAUUGAAUCAAGAAUUGAUGACUCCGACAUUGAUGAUGACCAAGACAUAUCAGCAUCUGAAAACGUUGAAACCAUUGUUGCUCCACCUUCCCACAAAAAUCAAGUUGAAAUGAAAGUUGUUCAUUUUAAUCCCAAUACACCAGAGGGUCAAGAAAUCGCCAAUCAAUAUGUUAAGGAAGAUGCGACUCAAGUUGAUCCUGUCGCUUUAAAUGACAAGAAAUACAACAGAUAUUUGCCAUUAAAAGUAAGCGGAAAUCAAUUCCCAUUACCAGAUGUAAUAAAAGGAAGGAAAGUAACCUCAGUGGUUGUACUGGCUCCGGUAGAAACUAAAGCUAUUAAUGAUGACCACAGUCGAGCUGAACGUGCUGCUGGAGAUAGCUUGAAAGGAAUUCAAUUUAUUGCUGGAGAUAGUCUUCACAAUCUUUUAAAACGACCAACUAGGGAUAAUUUUGAAAAGUGGCUUGAUGUUGAAAAGAAAACCGAGACCGACCAGCAAUCAGUUGUUCUUCUCGUAACCGAGAGCGAAGACCCCAAAGAAGAGAAAGAAAUCUUCAUGUACGACAUAGCAUCAGGCAACAUCAAUAAGCUAAGUGGCGAGCUCUCUAACGCUUUCGUCGAAGCUGCCGAGAACAACUCUCUUAGCAAGGACAUAGAAAAACUGGCUAUUGAAGGGGAAGGCACACCCGAAGACUUCAAGAAAGAUUCUAAGAGUGAAUUAGACGCUGAAGGUUCUGAAAAUGUGCCAUUGUUUGUAGAUAUUUCGGGCUUAAGUUUAGAUCAAAAUAGAAACCAACUAUCCAUUUCAUCUGGCUACAGUAAAACGAAGCGAGGAAGGGAAUUGAGAAGACAAAGAACCUGAUGCAUUCCAGUCGCGAAGACUGAUAUUUGUAAAUAGUAUAGAGUUAGUAUUACUAAAUUAUAACGACGUGAUGUUUUGUACUUAGUCGUAACUUUUUUACAAAAGUGAUAAUCGAGUUGUAUUAUAUUAAAACAAACUUAAUGACA